Molecule: messenger RNA, 1086 nt
Organism: Macrosiphum euphorbiae (potato aphid)
Lineage: Eukaryota; Metazoa; Arthropoda; Insecta; Hemiptera; Aphididae
Source: the annotation of a GenBank genome assembly
AUGGCUUUCACGAUUUCUUUCCACAAGUCUUCGGUCUUAACGAGCACUGUAAAAAUACUUAAAAGAUCAUUAAACACAACUAGGGUGUUGGCUAAUAAACAGAUGACUGUUAGAGAUGCACUGAAUUCGGCAAUGGAUGAUGAAAUGGAACGCGAUGAAAGGGUUUUCAUUUUAGGUGAAGAAGUAGCAAUGUAUGAUGGUGCUUAUAAAGUUUCUAGGGGAUUGUACAAAAAAUAUGGGGAAAAACGUGUGAUUGAUACCCCAAUUACAGAAAUUGGAUUUGCUGGAAUUGCUGUUGGAGCAGCAAUGGCUGGCUUGAGACCAAUCUGUGAGUUCAUGACAUUCAACUUUUCGUUGCAAGCCAUAGACCAUGUUAUUAAUUCUGCUGCAAAAACUUUUUACAUGUCUGCUGGCAUGGUAAAUGUACCAAUUGUGUUUAGAGGACCAAAUGGAGCAGCAGCUGGUGUGGCUGCUCAACAUUCUCAAUGUUUCGGAGCUUGGUACAGUCAAUGUCCAGGUUUAAAAGUUAUCUCUCCGUACAGUUCUGAGGACGCUAGAGGAUUGUUAAAGGCAGCAAUCCGAGAUCCAGAUCCAGUUGUGUUUUUAGAAAAUGAAUUAUUAUAUGGUAAUCAAUAUCCAAUUACAGAUGAAGUAUUAGACAAAGAUUUUGUACUACCUAUUGGAAAAGCAAAGAUUGAAAGAAAGGGUGACCAUAUCACAUUUGUGGCACACUCCAAGGGAGUUGAAUUAGCUUUGGACGCAGCAAAAGAAUUAUCUUCAGUUGGGAUUGAGACGGAAGUUAUAAAUUUACGUUCAUUAAGACCACUUGAUAUUAAUACAAUUAUACAAUCAGUGGUUCGAACAAAUCAUAUUAUAUCUAUAGAACAAGGUUGGCCAUAUGCUGGUAUUGGAUCAGAGAUAGCUGCUCAAAUUAUGGAGAGUGAGGCUUUCUAUCACCUAGAUGCACCAGUUAUAAGAGUGACCGGUGCAGAUGUUCCAAUGCCAUAUACCAAAUCAUUGGAAAUUGCUGCAUUGCCCCAAAUAAAUAAUAUAGUUGAUGCUGCUAAAAAGUUAUUAGGUGUUUAA